This is a messenger RNA of Monascus purpureus, 1630 nucleotides long. The record is from the annotation of a GenBank genome assembly. Lineage: Eukaryota; Fungi; Ascomycota; Eurotiomycetes; Eurotiales; Aspergillaceae.
AGUGUCUUCCCACAAAGCAUGAUACAGCAAAUUGAUCCAUCGAUUUAUUCCUUCAUCCAGUUCAAGACACUCCUGCUUGUGUCGCUCACCCAUGCAUGAACAAUGUCAUGGACAGAUGAAUCUUCGCCGGCACCGGCUCAGUCAUCUCUAUCCUUUACACAGGGAUUUCUCCUCGGACAGCUCUCAGUUGUGCUGCUGAUCUUCGCCUUCAUCAAGUUCUUCAUCUUCGGCGAAGCUCCUCCUCCCCCGUCUCGCGGCCUCUCCAGGAACAGGCGUGUUCAUUCAAUCUACAAUAUCGCAUCAAGCUCUUCUCAGACCAGGACACUACGUGACAAGCCGUCCACUUCCAAUGUUCUCCGGCCGGUUCCGUCAUCUUCGACCAGUAUUCAGUCCAUCCUGCGAAAGACGUACUACACCACUAUUCCCAUGAAUCCUUCCGCUGCGAAGCAUGGCCGCCAGAGAAUGCAUCACUCAUCACAUCAGCCUGAGUCCCUGGACUGGUUCAAUGUGUUGAUCGCGCAGACAAUCGCCCAAUACAGACAAACGGCGUACGUUCUAAAGGACUCGCCGACGUCCUCGAUACUCAAUUCGCUCACUGCAGCGUUAAACAAUCCGGAGAAGAAGCCAUCCUUCAUCGACAGAAUUACAGUCACAGAUAUAUCAUUAGGGGAAGAAUUUCCUAUCUUUAGCAAUUGCCGUAUUAUUGCGGUUGAUGACCCAAAUUCCGACGGUGGAAGGCUACAGGCCUUGCUGGAUGUUGAUCUGAGCGACGACAACCUCUCCAUUGCUAUCGAGACAUCUCUGAUAUUGAAUUACCCGAAGCCACACUCUGCUAUUCUUCCUGUCGCACUGUCUGUGUCCGUUGUCCGGUUUUCCGGGACUCUAUGUAUCUCCCUCAUCCCCGCAUCUACGCCAUCGUCUGAUCUUCAAACCCCGUCCCCGUCCCCGUCAGGUCGUAAUGCGGCAAGCGGCGAGGCAAAACCGUCAGAGGAUUCCGCAGCUUCUACACCGCCAAAAGCUGAAAGUUUAAAGGGGAAUAUUGCUUUUUCCUUCCUCCCUGACUACCGGCUUGACCUUUCCGUACGGUCCCUAAUUGGCUCUCGUAGCAGGCUUCAGGAUGUACCGAAGGUUGCCCAGUUAGUCGAGGCUCGUGUGCAUGCCUGGUUCGAGGAACGCGUGGUGGAGCCACGAGUACAGGUCAUUGGGCUGCCGGAUCUUUGGCCACGGAUGGGUAGGACGAGCGUCAGAGCAGGCGAUGAGCCGCAGCAAGACUCUGCCGGACCCAAGAACAUCGGAGUUCCACCUCGCUAUACCCCCAACAGCGGCCGUGAACCAGAAAGUCUCAGAUACCGCGGUGGGUUGUCUCCGCAAAUGGGUCCUGACAUUGCUUCGCAACCGGGUAGUUUGAAUGUUGAAACCGGUGGCUUCCGUGGUCAUAGUAUGACUAGGCAAGAAAGUAACGGCAGUAUGGCUGACCGGUUACGAAUUCCCGGAUCCAUGCCUGAUGGCGUCACUGCUACCUGAGAAAUGUAGAUUUUUGUUGGAUUAUCCUCAUGGAGAUGGAAGGGGGGAAGGUAGAAAAUGGGAAAAGCAAAGUUCUAAGCGCCCACUAUAGAAUUCAUCGAAUGAA